CUAAAACAUCCAAUAUUUUUACAAUUAUUCCUUCUUCUUUUUCACUUAAUUCUUUCUUCACUUUUCGUCCUCUUAUGCAUGCAAAACACAAACCAAGGCCGGAUUAAUAUAUUUUCCGGCCAAACUCAUAUUCUUAAUGCUCUCUUUUUUCUUCAAAUGUCUUCAGAUUCUGUCCAAAAUUCACCACCCCCAACAAAUUAUGCCUCCCCCCCAAUAGCAAUAAUCUUCACAAUCAUCCUCCUUGUAAUUUUCUUCAUAAGUUUUUUCUCCAUUUUCUUUUGUAGGUGUUUCAUUCAAUAUCUACUAUACACAUGGCAUUUACGAAGUAGUCGUAAUGGAAUUCCAAUUGACCCAAGGGUUUCAGCAAAUGAACAAGGUCUUGAUCCCAAGAUUAUUAAAUCAUUUCCAACAUUUACCUAUUCUAGUGUAAAAGAUUAUCGAAAAGAAACUUAUGGUCUUGAAUGUGCUAUUUGCUUGGUGGAGUUCGAGGACGAUAGCUUGCUUCGUCUAGUAACAUUGUGUAACCAUGUGUACCAUCAAGAAUGCAUCGAUAUCUGGCUCGAAUCACACAAGACAUGCCCCGUAUGUCGCGCCAGCCUGGACUCGGCCGACGUGCUACAGAAAAGGUCAUGUACGACGAUGACUAAUAGUAAUGUCAUGCGUGGCAUUAAUGAGGACGAGUCAGAAGAUUCUUUGAGCAUUAUAAUCCAAGUCGAUGACGGUGAUGAUAAUAAAGAAGGAAAAGAAAGUCCAUGUGAGAAUUCGAAAAGGGCUAGUGCAACAUUAGAACGUGUUGAAUUACGAAAUAUAGUAAGAAAGUUUUCAAGAUCACAUUCAACGGGGCACUCAAUAGAUAGGGGUAGAGGAGCUGAAGAUAGGUUUACUUUGAAAUUACCAGAACAUGUGAGGGCAAAGAUUAUAAAGGGACAUAAUUCAACAAAAAGUUGCACCACUUUUGGAGAAUAUAAAAGCAAAACAACUACUGGGAAUGGUGGUUUUGGUGAAGUUUCAGAGUCAUCCAUCGUAGAUAUCAACAAAGUAUAAUUUUUUUCUUCUUCUAUUUUUCCAAGUUUUAGUUUCUUUCUUUUUUCUUUUCUUUUAUUUGGCUUCUUAGAAAGAUGAUUUGUUAGAUAGCACAAUAUUUGGUUGUAAAUAGGAGUAGUUCAUAAGCUUUAAGUGUUGAAAAACACUUUUAGGUGUUGAAACUGCUAAUAAAGCAGUUGAUGUGUUUGAUAAAAAAUGUUGAUAAGUUGCUCGUUUGCUAGAAUGAUUAAAAUAUCCUUAACUUAUUACAA
This is a messenger RNA of Lycium ferocissimum, 1295 nucleotides long. Its product is annotated as RING-H2 finger protein ATL29-like. Bases 79 to 1044 code for a protein of 321 amino acids. The transcript has a single exon. The record is from RefSeq and is a predicted model, not a curated record. Lineage: Eukaryota; Viridiplantae; Streptophyta; Magnoliopsida; Solanales; Solanaceae.